UCAACAAGCCGCGGUGGAUCUAACUAAAACGAUUCAUAUUUCAUAAGAACUUGCGUUUCAACAGCGCUGCAUCGUACCCACUGCCAUGCCGGCAGCCGUGAUAACCAACAUUGCCUGUACGGCUCGUACAAUAUCCGCACGCUUCUAAACAACAACCAGUUAAACGGAAGUAGAUAAAUAUUUCAUUCAUAGACAACGCAAUAGUUCGUGCAAAUCGAUUUAAACAUCGGCAGGACACCGAUAUUUUGAAAAUCGAAUCAAAAGGAAGCGGAAUAAAUAAACAAUAAACAAAAGUUUAAAAAUCGAAUCAGAAAAUAAAACAAGAAACAGAAAAGAAACGAAUCGAAUUUAAGUGAAACAAGAUAAACAAAUUACUGAGAAUUUCAAAAAUCGAAUCAAAACAAGAAACAUCAUAAAUAAAUUAAGGAGAGACCGAAAAUCGAAUCAAAGAACAUCGAAGACAGAUAAAAACUAGCAAAGAUGCGAUCAUUUUAAAUAUAGAAUUAUAGAAUCACUGGACUUUCAGGAAUCGAAUCACUGAAGCAGCGAAGUGAUGUUUGUGAAAAAAGGAGCUUUUGAAAUCACGAUGCUAUCGACGAUUUAAAAAUAGAAUAUGGCAGCAUUCGGUAUAUCAAGUUUGGCGACGUUUGGGGUCGCAGCGUGGCCUCCCCCGGGUCCAUUGCCCAGCUCCUUCCAGUUCCACCACCAAGGGUCCAACUUCGCGAUCUUCGUGAUAUUUUUCGCUCUAUGCAUGAUGGAGGUUGUCGUACUGAAAAUCAUAACUGAAGAACAGUCGAGGGAAGGUUCUUCGAGUGUGACGUCCAUGUGGUUCGAGAUGGACGAUGAGUGAUGAAGUGAAAUGAUGAAAUAGUGAAGUGAAGUGUAGUGGUAAUCGACUGUUUAGGAUAAGGAUUGUUAUGUAG
Maniola jurtina (meadow brown) is the source of this 923-nucleotide messenger RNA. RefSeq lists its product as uncharacterized. NCBI's taxonomy places the organism in Eukaryota, Metazoa, Arthropoda, Insecta, Lepidoptera, Nymphalidae. The transcript has a single exon. The record is from RefSeq and is a predicted model, not a curated record. Bases 614 to 850 code for a protein of 78 amino acids.